CUCACAGUGUUGGCGCCUACAGAUAGCAACUUGUGACGUCGUAGCAAAUAGUCAUGUUCAGAAGAACCGUUCUAAUAUCUUUUCGCUUCGCGGAAAGACGUUACCGCAGCUCCGCCGUGGCUCCCUCGGCCAGGGACGCGUAUGUCGCCGAGGAAGUUCAGAAGUUCUGCACGGAGACCCCGGUCGAACGGGCGACAACUCCCCCUUCAAGUUGGUUCACAGACCCUGCGAUUUAUGGGCUUGAGAAACGGACCGUCUUCAAGUGGAACUGGGUGGCUGUGGGACGGACAGACCAGGUAGCCUCACCGGGACAAUAUUUUACAGGUGUUGUCGGGGACGAACCUUUCCUCGUAGUCCGAGACAAGUCCAACACCCUCCGCGGCUUCUUUAACGUGUGCCGGCAUCACGCUGCCAUCCUGGCGGGGGAGGACGAGGGCACGGCCGACGCCUUCACCUGCUGCUACCACGGCUGGACCUACGGGCUGGACGGCAGGCUCACCAAGGCCAUGCGGCUUCGCGGGAUCCAGAACUUCUCCGCCAGGAACUUCGGGCUGAAGCCGAUGGCGGUGAAGGCGUGGGGCCCGCUCGUCCUUGUGCGUCCAGACGGACAGGAAGACGGAACUGACUUCGAGACCCAGGUGACUUCCCUGAAGGACCAGCUGGACGACCUCGGGUUCACCUCGGGUCUGCGGUUCGUGGAGCGCCGCCGGUACCGCGUCAACUGUAACUGGAAGGUGGUGCUGGACAACUACCUGGACGGCGGGUACCACGUGGAGUACCUGCACAGGAACCUGGCGUCCAACCUCAGCAUCGACACGUACCGCACAGACGUACAGGAGCUGUACUCUGUCCAGACGUGCUCGGGAAGCGCGGAGGACGACCAGUCCAUGACGAGACAGCGCAUCGGGAAGACGUCGAUCUACGGCUGUGUUUAUCCCAACCUGAUGAUCAACAGGUACGGGCCUUGGCUGGACACCAACAUCGCCUUGCCGCUCACUCACGACACCACAGAAGUCAUCUACGACUACUGGCUCGCCGAGGAGUUCGCCCAGACCUUGCGGGGAGAGGCGGAACUGCAGGAGUUCGUCCAGACGAGCUUGACAGAGAGCGACAAGGUCCAGCAGGAGGACACCUUCAUCUGCGAGCGCGUUCAGAAGGGCCUCAGGUCGUCUGCUUAUGACGUGGGCAGGUACGCGCCACGCGUGGAGAUGGCAGACCACGCCUUCCACCUGAAACUGGCAUCGGAUUUGAAACAGGGGAUUCGCACUGACAAACUGACGAAUGGAAUUACUGUGCCGUGCAUGUUUUAAAUAUAUUCCCUAGGACGCAAAUGAAAUGACGUUCAGCCCAAUACAUUGUAUUAAUAAUGCACAUGUAUGCGACUAAUUAUGUUGUACAUUUCUAUACAACCGAUAUGGGAUGAUGUACAUGACAAAACCCAUUGACAGGGAUUAAGCCACAAUGCCUUGAUUAUAUAUUACUAGUACUAGUAUACGAUACCUGAGCGGAGCGGGAGCUCUCUACGGCGCGCCCGGCCUAAGGAGUGGUCAGCUUCAGGGUUACCUUGUAGGAGUUUUGCGUGGUGGGUCCAAUGACUCCAGUGUCCAGUCGCACAAAACUCCAAACGACUGCAUGCCCGGUGACUAGUCGAAAGCCCCGAAGAAAGCCCACAUAAUCCACGAUAGGACUGGAUAACGGGCCGAAAAUGUAACUGUUACAAGUUUUGGCUCACAAGGUGAAGUGCAUUGAUAAAAAGCGGCCUCUAGCAGUUCAACAAAGGACUGCACCAUAAUGUGAGCUAAGCGGCGUCUACUACUGCAGUGAUUUUUUGGUCGCUAAGGGGCGCUUUUGAGCCAUGG
Molecule: messenger RNA, 1859 nt
Organism: Branchiostoma belcheri (Belcher's lancelet)
Lineage: Eukaryota; Metazoa; Chordata; Leptocardii; Amphioxiformes; Branchiostomatidae
Product: choline monooxygenase, chloroplastic-like
Exons: 4
Coding region: 54-1310 (418 amino acids)
Molecular function (GO): iron ion binding; 2 iron, 2 sulfur cluster binding
Source: RefSeq, a predicted model, not a curated record